This is a messenger RNA of Marmota monax (woodchuck), 2085 nucleotides long. It is a transcript of the gene Hsd17b12, whose product is annotated as hydroxysteroid 17-beta dehydrogenase 12. Gene Ontology annotation, cellular component: endoplasmic reticulum. The transcript has 11 exons. Gene Ontology annotation, molecular function: oxidoreductase activity. The coding region runs from base 127 to 1065 and encodes 312 amino acids. NCBI's taxonomy places the organism in Eukaryota, Metazoa, Chordata, Mammalia, Rodentia, Sciuridae. The record is from RefSeq and is a predicted model, not a curated record.
GGGUUCUACGAAAGGAGCGUGAGUGUCGUCCUCGCAGUCACAGCUGGCACCUCCUUCUGACUUCAUUCAUUCGAUUUUUUUUUUUUUUCUUCCAUUCACGGAGGUGGAAAGGCCUGCUCGAAAGCCAUGGAGAGCGCUCUCCCUGCUGCCAGCUUCCUGUACUGGGUAGGCUUUGGCACCGUGGCCUACCUGUCCCUGCGCAUCUCGUACUCGCUCUACACGGCUCUUCGCGUCUGGGGUGUGGGUAACGAGGCGGGGGUCGGCCCGGCGCUCGGUGAAUGGGCAGUUGUCACAGGUAGUACUGAUGGAAUUGGAAAAGCAUAUGCAGAAGAGCUAGCAAAUCGUGGAAUGAAGGUUGUCCUAAUCAGCCGAUCACAAGACAAACUGAACCAGGUUUCCAGUGAGAUAAAAGAAAAAUUCAAAGUGGAGACAAGGACCAUUGCUGUUGACUUUACAUCAGAAGAUAUUUAUGAUAAAAUUAAAACAGACCUGGCGGGUCUUGAAAUUGGCAUUUUAGUGAACAAUGUGGGAAUCUCAUAUGAGUAUCCUGAAUACUUUUUGGAAAUUCCUGACUUGGACAAUGCCAUUAAGAAACUGAUAAAUAUUAAUAUUCUUUCUGUUUGUAAGAUGACACGAGUGGUGCUGCCUGGCAUGGUAGAAAGGUCUAAAGGUGCAGUUCUGAACAUCUCCUCUGCCAGUGGCAUGUUUCCGGUUCCACUAUUGGCCAUCUACUCUGCGACCAAGGCUUUUGUAGAUUUCUUCUCUCAGUGCCUCCAUGAGGAGUAUAGAAGCAAGGGCAUCUUUGUGCAGAGUGUCCUGCCAUUCUACGUAGCUACAAAACUGGCUAAAAUCCGAAAGCCAACUUGGGACAAGCCCUCUUCAGAGACAUUUGUGAAAUCUGCAAUUAAAACAGUAGGCUUGCAGUCCCGAACCAAUGGAUACCUGAUCCAUUCUCUUAUGGGCUCAAUAAACUCCAUCCUGCCUUCUUGGAUUUAUCUUAAAAUAUCCAUGGGUCUCAACAAGUCCCUGAGGGCUCGCUAUCUGAAGAAAGCCAAGAAGAACUAAACGUCAUCCCACAGCCAGAUGCUUCUGCCUGUGCACGUUAGCUGCAGGGCACCCACCAGUCCCCAGAAGCUGUUGUUGUCAUUGCAGCAAUUGCUAACCUAGCCAAAUGUUGUCAUGAUUUGGAGGAAAAAAGAAGUUGCUUUUAGAAGUUCCCGACACAUGUUCUGGAUUCCACCAGAACUAAUUUUGAAGUUUAAUAUAAACACUCAUAUAAAAUGGAUGUAGGACUCAUAUUACCAAGAACAAUUUAAUAGGAAAAAACAUGAUUAUAGCAAAUCACAGAAUGACAAACAUAAAAGCCAUCUGUUCCAUCUGGCCCCAAAGUCAGUGAUCAUUAUUAUAUUUUCUCUGAAAACAUACCAUAAAAUAUAAUCACUAGCAAUUCUUUUUUUCCUUUUUUUUAAAAAUUUUACUCACUUUGACGGAAUGGGGAUUAAUUAAUUUGCUUAUUGGUGACAGUAAUGAUUUUGAAAAAAUGGGGAAUUAAUUUGCUUAUUGGUGGCCAAACUGUAAUUUACAUAGAUCUCUAUAAGGUUUUCUAAAUGUAUAUACCAAUUUAUAUGUUUAUAUGGAACUAUUCCUUCUAAAAAGUAUAAUUAUGAAAGAGGGAAUUAUUUCUGACACGUAAAGCCCACUAAAAUAAGCUUUAUUAUAACAUGUUAUUUCUUCUCAGUUUACACAAAUGUAAAUACUGAAACUGUGCAGUAUGAUUGAAUUAUAAAGAUAAGUGGACCAAGGCUGGGGUUGUGGCUCAGUGGUAGAGUGCUUGCCUAGUACGCAUGAGUCACUGGGUUCGAUCCCCAGCACCACAUUAAAAAAAACUAAAUAGCGUACAAUGAAUCGAAAAGCUUUCUGCUGUCAUGUAGAACUGAUUCGAACUAAUACAAAAUAAGUUUUUUUAAAACGAAGUUUAAAAAAAUAAAGGUAUAUUAAAAAAAAAAGAUAAAUGGACCAAAAUGUACAUUGAGGCUGACCAUCCCUAUGGUACCACUGACACCCCAACUCAGGACCUGCACAGAC